UUGAAAGUUUAACAGCGGAUGUGACGUCAUACCCGCGAGCUGCAGGUCUGUUCUGGCGGAUCCUUGUACUAUUUACCUUCUCCGCUUCAGUGUUAAGUCCGUAUACAUAUAUUCGUCUAGAACAAAUGGACUGCUGUAUCGUAUCCGCACUGUGGUGUUUUAUGCCACUUUAUUUUCUUAUUCACUUCCUGUGUUUCAUUUUCGCCGACGCAGACUUCACUCUGCUGUGGGGAAGUCUGUUAGGACACAAGCCCGAGAAUAAGCUGAAGGGGAUGGUGGCUUGGGUCACUGGAGCCUCCAGUGGUAUUGGAGAGGAGCUGGCCUGCCAGCUAGCCAAGUGUGGGUCCCGUCUCGUCUUGUCUGCUAGACGUGAGGCUGAGCUGAAGAGGGUGAAGCAGCGGUGUUUAGAGUGCUCUGACCUCCAGGAUAAAGACAUUCUUGUUCUUCCACUGGAUUUGUUGGAGAGGACAUCACAUGAAGAAAAAACUAAAGCUGUGAUCCAAUACUUUGGACGUGUUGAUAUCCUCAUUAACAAUGGCGGCCGAAGCCAGCGCUCUCUCUGCGUGGAGACCAGCGUUGAUGUGUAUCAGGCUUUGAUGGAGCUCAACUUCCUGGGCACGGUUUCCAUCACCAAGCAGGUGCUGCCUUACAUGAUGCAGCAAGGCACUGGGAGCAUUGUGACCGUCAGCAGUGUUGUCGGCCUGGCUGGGGCGCCCCUGGCAACAGGAUACUCUGCCAGCAAACAUGCUCUCCAGGGUUUCUUUAAUUCUCUUCGGACCGAGCUGACUGACUUUCCAAACAUACUCAUCAGCACAGUGUGUCCAGGGCCUGUGCAAUCACAGAUAGUCCAGAAUGCCUUCACAGAGGAAGUGAACAAGCCUGUGGCCACAGCUGGUAACCAGGAACACAAGAUGCCAACAAGUCGCUGUGUGCAUUUAAUGCUGGUGGGAAUUGCCAACGGUGUCAAGGAAAUGUGGAUCGCGCAGCAGCCCUUCCUCCUGUUUUACUACGUCUGGCAGUACGCGCCCACAUUCGCCUGGUUCAUCACAAACAAGCUGGGCAGAAAGAGGGUACAGAAUUUCAAAGCUGGUCUGGAUGCUGACUCGGCAUACUUCACCAAGCCCAAGACCUCCUGAAGGUCACAUCCUCAAAGGGAAACACAUUUAUUGCAUUCCAAAUAGAAAAGUGAUUUCCCUGCCAAAUUUUCAGGUCUUUGCCUUCAUCUAGAGGGAACAUUUUAAGGACACUGCUGCCUCAACAGCUCAGAGCCGUCUUCCCAGGGCAUGGCAGGGUCUGACAAAAAUGGCUCAUUUUAAUUUUAUCAUGCGGUCAUCUCAAAUGUAAAUAAAAUGCUAUACUUAACUGUCUUGUAACAAACAUAUCUAACAUCAUUAUGUCAACUUUGCUAUGGAUUCCAAGUAGGAAUGCCUAAUAAAAUUUAGUUUGGAUCAA
This is a messenger RNA of Acanthopagrus latus (yellowfin seabream), 1452 nucleotides long. It is a transcript of the gene dhrs7, whose product is annotated as dehydrogenase/reductase (SDR family) member 7. Lineage: Eukaryota; Metazoa; Chordata; Actinopteri; Spariformes; Sparidae. Gene Ontology annotation, molecular function: oxidoreductase activity. The transcript has 7 exons. The record is from RefSeq and is a predicted model, not a curated record. The coding region runs from base 126 to 1136 and encodes 336 amino acids.